Molecule: messenger RNA, 1572 nt
Organism: Atta colombica
Lineage: Eukaryota; Metazoa; Arthropoda; Insecta; Hymenoptera; Formicidae
Exons: 4
Coding region: 493-963 (156 amino acids)
Biological process (GO): negative regulation of cAMP-dependent protein kinase activity
Cellular component (GO): cytoplasm; nucleus
Molecular function (GO): cAMP-dependent protein kinase inhibitor activity
Source: RefSeq, a predicted model, not a curated record
AGCGAAUAUCCGUGAGAGACUGGGAGUAUCGAUUCGUUUGAGAAACGCAGAAGGAACAUACAACAUAAAGAGAGAAAGAGAAAGGCAUCGCAUAUAUACCCGCUCCGCAUUUCGCGUGCGGUAGCGCGGCCGCUCUACGCGGCAUCGCGCGGCAUCGUGUCGCGUCGCGUCACGUUGCGUUGCGUUGCGACGCGCGACGCCUCGGCGACACGCAAUUUCACAUUCGCGCCCAUCGGCACUGUCGGCAGUAGGCGAGACGGAAGAGAAGGAGGAGAUUGGAGUAGGAGUAUAGACAACGGCGACGGCGACGGUGGCGGCGGCCGCUCACCACACGCGCGUACCGAGGCCUAACGAACUCGUGUGCUCGUGUGUUGUAACAACGAGCGUCGACGCCGCGUCACGCGGCGGUGUGGCCGCGCGAUAACGCACACGAGAGAGGGACGCAUAGUGGCGGCCGGCGACGUCGUAACACGCAGCAACGUCACGUCCCCGAUGGUGAAGCUGCGCAAAGUACUGCCCGACGACGGCGGCGGCAGUUCCUCGCGGCAGCGACUGUUCCUCGCCGCGGCGGCAGAUUGCCUUGCUACUUCCGGCUAUGCGUCGCGCAAGGGAUAUCGAAGGAAGCUUACACGUGCAAAAGUACUGAGAAUGCUGACGCCGAGAAGAGCGGAGGUAGGCCCCGAGGAAAUCGGGGACGGGCCUGGUGACAAGGGUACGAGCAGUGCGACGAGCGGCUCGGUCACACCAGGCGGUUCCUACGAGAACGGCGACAACUCGAAGGAGUUUCUGUCGACCGGAAGAACCGGGAGAAGGAAUGCGUUACCGAAUAUCCUUGGUCGACACGCCGAGACUGGCCUUUCUGAUUUAUCGGAUCGUUUCGAGGAACUGUCCACUCACACAGAUCAUUCUACCAAAAGCGGGCAGGAUCCGAAUAUACCAAGCACCUCGAAACAACACGGCUGACAUGCCCGUGAGGCUUCGUAGCGGAUCUUGCUGUCGCGACACACUGAGCCUUCCCAUCACCGAUGAUGAUGACAAUGAGGAUACAAUGGAAGCAUGUAUCGUUUCUGUGAACAAAAUCCUCGAACACUCUUUAAUUCACUUAUUAACUGUUAUUAACGCGAUGGAAUAUAUCGAUAGUACGACUGACACGCAUAAACGACGAAUCGAUGUUUUGUCAUGUCUGCUAGGGAAUGGUAGAAAAUAAAAAUACGGGAAACAGACAGAAUUUGGACUCAAAGCGAACUGAAGGAAAAUUGAAGGUUUUUUUCAAUUCAAGAAAUCAUAAAAUUAUAAAUUGUAAGAUUUGCUCUCAACUUUGUAGGUAUAUCUUACAAAUUAUGGAUCUAAUUUGUUUGUAUGUACAAUGAAUUUUUCGAAUAGCUCUCAAAGGAAACCAAUGAUUUUUUGCCGUUAAAAUAAAAUCGCGACUUGAGUACAGAAAUAUCAGCAGGAUUAGUUUUGCUAGAAAAAAGUCCAGUAGCGUGAAAUGUUGGAAUCAUGCACAUUUCAGAUUGAAAAUGAGAUAUGCUUUAACUAAUUAUCAGUGAAAAACGAAAGCAGAUAAAUAAA